Postia placenta MAD-698-R-SB12 is the source of this 4968-nucleotide messenger RNA. RefSeq lists its product as hypothetical. The transcript is spliced from 28 exons. The coding region runs from base 1 to 4968 and encodes 1655 amino acids. Gene Ontology annotation, cellular component: membrane; fungal-type vacuole. Lineage: Eukaryota; Fungi; Basidiomycota; Agaricomycetes; Polyporales; Adustoporiaceae. The record is from RefSeq and is a predicted model, not a curated record. Gene Ontology annotation, biological process: transmembrane transport. Gene Ontology annotation, molecular function: ABC-type peptide transporter activity; ATP hydrolysis activity; ATP binding.
AUGGCUGCCCACAUCUGCCCCGCGGACGACCUCUCCUCCUUCUCGUCCGCCUGUGUCCGCGAAUUCUGGGGCGCUGUACUGCCCGCCGCUGCCGUCGUCGCCGCCUUGCUCGUCUUGGUCCCUCUGCCAGCGCCGGCGCGCAAGCUCACCAGCAUCGUCAAGCAGCCCUUCAUCAAUUUCCUCACCCUCUCCGACGCCGAGGCCCUCGACGCGCGCUCGGACGACCUCGCUGAUGCUGUCGUCGACGCGCCGCCGCCAGUCCCGCUCUGGCGCAGUCUGCUUCUCUCGUGUGUCUCGCUGGCGGCCUCCCUGCUCUGGCUCGCUGUCGCCUGCUACACGCUCGUCGUCCGCUCUGAAAAUGCGCCUUCGGCGCUCCCGUCCUUCUUGCUCGCGUUCGCCUGGCUGUAUGCGGCCGUCCGCCCCAUCGUCUCCCCAACGGCGACGCCGCCCCCAGACCUCCUGCUGCUCUUCACCCUCCAGCUCGUGACCAGCGUUCUCACUUUCGGAGGCUUUCUCUUUGACCAUACUGUGCGAGGCCUCCCUCUUCCCGCCCCACUCGCAUUCACCGGCUAUGUCUCCCACCUGGCUGCUGUGCUUCUACUGCUUCUGGUCGUGCUCAACAUGCCUCUCGGGGUGCCGAGCGCCAGAGUCGACAAGGCCGACAUCGGCUUCUCCGUGUCACCCGAGGACUACACCACGCUCUGGGGCUGGAUGUCGUUCCGCUGGAUCCUGCCGCUCGUCGACCGCGGCACGGCCACCACGCUCAACGAGUCUGACGUCUGGAAGCUCAGCCCGACCAUGCAGGCGCGGCCGCUGUACAUCAAGUUCAGCCGCACCCAUCGCGCGACGCUGCUGCGCCGCUUGUGGGCCGCCAACUCGCUGGACCUGAUGCUGGACUUCGUGCUCACGUACGUGUCCGUCGUGUUCAACUAUGCCAGCCCGUUCUUCCUCAAGCGCAUCCUCGACUCGCUGGAGGGGCGCGAACUCCCUGGGGCUGACGAGCGGCGCGCGCUGGCGUACAUAUAUGCUGUCCUUGCGUUUAUAUCCACGCUCUGCAAGGCUGAGGCGGACGUGCAGCACUUGUGGUACGGCCGCCGCGCGUCGACGCGGAUCCGCUCCGAGUUGAUGGCGGCGAUCUACGACAAGGCGCUGAAGCGCAAGGACUUUUCGGGGAUCGUGGACAAGGAUGCAGGGAAGAACGCAAAGGGUCCCGACGCCAAAGGCGGGAAGGCAGACCCGAAGGCAGACGACCCAAAGGCCGGCGCGGAUAUUGGCAAGAUCGUGAACCUGAUGGCGGGCGACGCGAACAGGAUCUCGCAGGUCGUCUCCGGGUCGUAUUUCAUCUACGGAGCGCCGUUUGAAAUUGUCAUUGCGACGGUCUUCCUUUACCAGCUGCUCGGCGUGUCGGCGUUUGCGGGCUUCUUCGUGCUGAUCAUUGGAUGGCCGCUGAACAGCUUCGUCUCGAAGCGUGCCGUGCGCAUCCAGAAGGGCGUGUCGAACGCGCGGGACAAGCGCAUGGGCGUGCUGAACGAGCUCAUUGGUGCGGUGAAAUUCAUCAAGUUCUUCGCAUGGGAAGACGGCUGGAUCGCGCGUGCGAUGGCUGCGCGCGAGGUAGAGAUGCAGUGGAUGCUCAAAUCUCGCGUGAACUCGGUGUGCUUCUCGCUCAUCUGGAUCUGCGCCCCCAUCCUCGUUUCGGUCACGUCGUUCUUCGUCUACGUGCUCCGGGGACAUGAGUUGACCGUCGGCACGGCGUUCACGGCGAUUGCGCUCUUUGGCAUGGUCAGGGCUCCCCUCAACGUUAUUCCUGCGUGGAUAGUGCAGAUCCUCCAGGCCGGCGUUGCGAUGGACCGUAUCUCGACAUACCUCGAGGAGGACGAAGUCGACGAGCAAGUCUCGAGCCUCAAGCGUGGUGCGGUGCCGCCCUCCGACGAGGACGAGGGUCUCGGCAUCGUCAACGGCACAUUCAAGUGGAACGAGGUCGAGGAGACGAAGGAUGCCGACAAAAACAAGGCUGCUGCGAGUCAACCGUCGAGCCCGUCCGACGAGACGGACACUGCGGUGGACUCGCAGUCCACCGCCGGCGACCAUCGGUUCGAGCUCAGGGACAUCAACGUCAUGUUCCCUGAGGGCGAGCUGACGGUGAUCACCGGGCCGACGGCGAGUGGGAAGACGGCUCUCCUGAUGGCGCUGCUGGGCGAACUGACGAAGCUGGAAGGGCGCAUUGUGAUGGCGAAGAACCCGGCAAAGGUGGACGAGCACGGCUUGCGGCAUGCGAUUUCGUACGCCGCGCAGACGCCGUGGCUGCGGCACCAGUCGAUCAAGGAUAACAUCCUGUUCGGCUUCCCGUACGACGAGGAACGGUACGACGCGGUCGUCGAGUGCUGCGCGUUGAAGCCGGACUUGGAGAUCUUGGAGGACGGAGAUGCGACGGAGAUCGGUGCUCGUGGCGUGAGUUUGUCUGGUGGGCAGAAGGCUCGUAUAUGCGGUUGGUUGUUAUUGAGCGUAUGCGCUCCGACCAAGUAUGUCCUUCUGGAUGAUCCGUUGAGUGCGGUCGACAGCCACACGGCACGGUUCCUGUUUGAGCGACUGUUCCGUGGCCCUCUGCUGGCGAAUCGCACUGUGAUUCUUGUCACGCAUCAUGUGGAGCUUGUUCUUCCCGGAGCGCACUAUCUGGUACGUAUGCUUGAUGGGCGGAUCGACACCCAGGGCGUCAUCAAAGAGUUGCGCGCCCGGGGAGUCUUGGAUGAUAUCACGCACGAAGAGUCCGUCGAGGCUCACAAGGAAGAGCAAGCUGCCGAAGUGGCCGAGAAGUCAGACAACCCUAACGCAGAGGUCGACGCAGACGCAGAAGCCGAGAACGGCGACCCGAAGCCAGCGGACAAGAAAAAUCCCAGGAAGCUUAUUGAAGACGAGAAGCGCGAGACCGGGAACGUCAAGUGGUCUAUUUAUCACACAUAUCUGAAGGCUUCAUCGUACUGGACAUGGGCUAUCCUGCUUUUCUUGAUUGUCCUCACUCAGGUGCUUGGUGUGACGGAGAAAGUCUGGAUCAAGAUCUGGGGCGAGGCGUAUGGUACGGCCCAAGACACGAAUUCAUCCAUUUACGCGUUCAGCUCCUUUGCGACUCCCGAUCAUGAAAUGGUCAUGGACGACCACAUGUCGCAUCUCCGCCUGUCCUACAAAUCGCAUGCUCCUGUGCCUUUUGCCGGCACUGCGAACUUUAACUUGCCGCCCGCCCAGGAGCAGCCGUUCUUCUACAUCGGCAUUUAUGCGGUGAUUGCGCUCGGCGCAGGACUGGUCAACAUCUCCGGUGUGAUCACACAGUAUACUGGCGCUCUGAGGGCGUCUCGUAUUCUGUUCCGUCGACUGUUGGUCACAGUGGUGAGGGCUACGAUGCGUUGGCACGAUGUGACGCCGCAAGGGCGCAUGCUCAACCGGUUCAGCAAGGAUGUCGAGACGGUCGAUUCUUCCUUGGCUGGCACCCUUCAAGCGGUCAAUACUGCCUUGGCGAACUUUGCCGCCUCUGUCAUCACGGUCGUUGUUGUCUUCCCCCUCUUCAUUGUGCCUGCAUCGAUUCUGGGCUUUUUCUAUCGUCGUGCCGCUAUCGGGUAUCUGAACACCGGUCGCGACAUCCGCCGUAUGGAGUCCAACUCACGCAGCCCGAUUUUCGCCAACUUCAACGAGCUUCUGGAGGGCAUUGUCACCGUGCGUGCAUUCUCGGCUGAGCAAACCUUCCUGGACAACCUCUAUGCCAAAGUCGACCUCACUACCCAGAUGUGGUACACAUUCUGGAUGACCAACCGAUGGCUGCUACUCUACUUUGACGGGCUGGGCGCUGCCGGCGUGCUGGUGACGACGCUGUUUGCGCUGUCGGGCUAUGUGCGGGCUGGCACUGCGGGUGUCUGCAUCACCUCCGCGAUGGCGUUUACGACGAGCGUGUAUUGGGCAUGCCGGUUCUGGACUGCGUUGGAGCUGGAUCUAAACUCGGUCGAGCGGCUUGUCGAGUACCUCGACCUCCCGCAGGAGCCGCCUGCCAUUAUCGAAAAUAACCGGCCGCCGGCGUACUGGCCGUCGUCGACGGGCCCGAACAAGGACGCGAUGGUCCGGGUGGAGGAGCUGGUGAUCAAGUAUGCGCCGGAGCUGCCCGCGGUGUUGCACGAUGUGUCGUUCGCGCUGAAGGCGCGCGAGCGGGUUGGGCUGCUUGGACGUACGGGGAGUGGCAAGUCGACGCUGGCGAUGAGCAUCUUGCGCUUUGUGGACCCGACGAGCGGGCGUAUCCUCAUUGACGGCAUUGACAUCGCGACGAUCGGUUUGCACGAUCUGCGCUCGAGAAUUGAUGCCACACUGUUCUCGGGUACUUUGCGUGACAAUUUGGAUCCUUUCGGCGAGCAUGAAGAUGGCGAGUGCCUUGACGUGCUGCACCGAGUGCAGAUGAUCACGGAUAGCCAGCUGGCGUCGCAGAGGACGUCGCGUGAGGCGUCACGGGCGGCGUCGAUGCACGAGGGGCGCGAAGGGACGAUUGCGUCCAUGUCGACGACGGUGACGGAGACGGACCCCAAGACGACGAUCACGCUGGACACGCAGGUGUCGCCGGGCGGGACGAACUUUUCGCAGGGCCAGAGGCAGCUGAUCGCGAUGGCGCGUGCGCUGCUUCGCCGAAGCUCGAUCAUCGUGCUGGACGAGGCGACGAGCAGCAUCGACUUUGCGACGGACGCGAAGAUCCAGGCGACGAUUCGGGAGGAGUUUAACGACUCGCUGCUGCUGACGGUUGCGCACCGGCUGCGGACGGUGAUCGACUAUGACCGGCUGAUUGUGCUGGACAAGGGCGAGCUGGUGGAGUUUGACACGCCGCUGAACCUGAUUGAAAAGGAGGACGGGAUCUUCCGGAACAUGUGUAUGAAGAGCGGGACGUUUGCGGAGCUGGAGGCGGCGGCGAAGGCAAAGGCGGAGCGAGAUGCGCUGCCGCACUAG